Messenger RNA from Morone saxatilis (striped sea-bass), 4673 nucleotides. RefSeq names its product macrophage mannose receptor 1-like. The record is from RefSeq and is a predicted model, not a curated record. The transcript is spliced from 30 exons. Bases 1 to 4254 code for a protein of 1417 amino acids. Gene Ontology annotation, molecular function: signaling receptor activity. NCBI's taxonomy places the organism in Eukaryota, Metazoa, Chordata, Actinopteri, Moronidae.
AUGAAGAGAACUGGUACAGCUUUUGUGUUCAUCCUCCUCCAAACAUUACUGUGUUUGGCUUCUUCAAAUGAUUCACCGUUUCAACUGACUAACAAGGCCACUGGUUUUUGUUUGCGUAAAACAUAUAACUACUGUAGUCCCAUAGUCUGGACAACUGGUGAUCGACUUCUGUUUCCACAAAUGAAAAAGUGCCUCGGAGUCCAGGGGAAAAGCGUGGGAAGUGAAGUAACCCUUUAUGAUUGUGAUGAAAACAGUGAACUCCAAAAGUGGGAAUGCAGGAAUGAGACACUACUCGCUCUCAAAGGCCAAGAGCUUUACAUUGAGCUCACUGCAGAUAACACAGCAGUCCUCUCCAGAACAACCGGACCCAAUAACCACCUAACAAUUUUAGGGUCGUCCAGCGGUGCAUGCUCGAGAACAUACAGAGAAUAUUACACCAUCGGAGGAAAUGCGAAUGGUCGGACCUGUAUGUUUCCCUUCAAGUACAAAGACAUAUGGUUCACAGAGUGCACGACAUUUGAAUCCCCAGAAAGAAGUUGGUGUGCGGUUGAAACACAAUUUGAAAGAGAACUCUGGGGUUUCUGCCCAAGUAACUCCAAACAACACUGGCAAAAACACCUUACAUCAGGAGCAUAUUACCAGUUCAACACGCACUCCGCUCUGACUUGGUCCCAGGCUGAAACCAGCUGUAAACAGCAGGGUGCCUCCCUGCUCAGUAUCACAGAUCCUAACCAACACGCUUACGUCACAGUACUGCUAAGGGCAGGGGGCAGGGGACAGGGGGACAAGCUUUGGACUGGGCUGAUCCAGGAUACAGAACAUGGCUGGCACUGGUCUAAUGGGAAGCCUUAUCGUUAUCUCAACUGGGACAAUGGACAUCCAUCUUCUGGUCUGGGACACAACUGUGCAAUUGUUAAUAGUGCUGUAGAUUACUCCUGGCAAAGUUCAACAUGCACAAAGAGGUUAGGGUACAUCUGCUACAGUGAAGGAGGUGUGGCUCCUCCAACUCAAGCUGUUGAGACAGGAUUUUGUUCAAGUCCUUGGAUUCCUUACAAUGGCCACUGCUUCCUCCUCAAUCGGACUCGGAAAACAUGGCUUGAGGCUCAGAAAGCGUGCCGCAGAGAAGGAGGGGACCUAGUGAGCAUCCACAACUUGGAAGAGCAAAGCUUUGUAGUCUCUCAACUUGGCUAUGCAUCCACUGAUGAGCUUUGGAUUGGACUGAAUGACAGAAAGACAGAGAAGCUGUUUGACUGGACUGACCACUCUACUGUCAGCUUUACCAGCUGGGAAUUUGGGAGACCUACUGUCUUCUCUGACCAAGGAGACUGUGUUCUUAUGAGGGGAGAGAAUGGAAACUGGGCUGAGCGUGCAUGUGACCAGACACAUGGCUUCAUUUGUAUGAUGACGAGUGCCUCUGAACCCACUGGCGAAGAGGUGGAGCAGAAUGCGGGCUGCAACAAUGGUUGGAAAAGGCAUGGUUCCUACUGCUACUUUGUAGGGACAGAGACAAAGACGUUUGAUGAAGCCAAAGCUGUCUGCGAGAGCUCAAGUUCCUACUUAGCUGAUGUUUCAAAUGGGGUGGAUAAUGCAUUCCUUGUGAGCUUGGUGGGGUUGAGAUCAGAAAAAUACUUCUGGCUAGGCCUCUCAAACCAGCAAAACACUGACGAGUUUGUGUGGACCAACACAGACUCGGUGAGAUUUACCCACUGGAACACUGGAAUGCCAGGUCACCAGAAGGGCUGCGUUGCCAUGACAACUGGGAUUUUUGCUGGCCUCUGGGAGGUGCUGCCCUGCACCAAUAAGGAGAAAUACAUCUGCAAACACCUCGCACAGGGGGCAGGGGCAACCCCAGCACCAGUGACUGUUCCCCCUCCCAGAUGUGCAGAUGGCUGGACUCGGGUGAUAUCACGAAACUAUUGCUAUAAGUUGUAUUUAGAGCCACAGCAGAAAAAGACCUGGUAUGAGGCCAGAGAUUACUGCAGAGCCAUCGGAGGAGACCUGCUCAGCAUCCACAGCGCUGCCGAGCUACAAGUGGGAGAAAGAUUAGGGUAUGGACAAAUCUGGAUUGGACUUAGUGCUCCUGAUCCAGUCACUGGUUACGUUUGGAGCGAUGGAUCCCCAGUAAACUACCAACACUGGAGGGAUGGAGAGCCAGACAUUAGAACUAAUGUGGAUUCUUGUGCUGAAAUGAAAAUUAGUCCCUGGGUUUACACAAAUUUGUGGCGCAGUAAGCAGUGUGCUAAGUACAAUGGAUGGCUGUGCCAGAUCCGUACAGGAGUGACUCCAAAGCCACCUCCACCCCCCGUUACUCCUGAUUACAAUGAGACUUCAGAUGGGUGGCUAGUAUGGAAUGAGAAUCAGUAUUAUAUUAACAAAGAGAAAAUGGCCAUGGAAGAUGCUCGUCUCUUCUGCCAAAAGAGGCAUGGUGACUUGGUAACUAUCAACAGCAAAGCUGAAAGUGACUUUUUGUGGAAACGGAUGCAGAUGUCAGAAAGGUAUGCGCCUUACUGGAUAGGCCUGACAGUAGACUUGGAUGGAACAUUUGAGUGGAUGGAUGGUUCUCAAGUGGUGUUUGAAAUCUGGGAUCAGGGUCAGCCUGAUUUUAAGAAUUAUGAUGAGAACUGUGCAGUCAUGACGCAUGAUGGUUUCUGGCAUGAUUAUAAUUGUGGGUAUGAGCACAAGUCCAUCUGUAAACGCCGUAGCUCACCACCUGCCAACACCACUGUGGCACCCACAGUGGCUCCUCAAGGUGGCUGCCCACGCCCCUGGAAAAAAAUGAAUUCUAAGUGUUACAACAUCAUUACCAACCAGAAAGUAACAUGGGAUCAAGGGAGGAAACAAUGCCAAGACAUGGGUGGAAAUCUGGUCUCCAUUCCCUCAAGACAUGUGGAAGUGUUUUUGACUACGCAAAUGGCUCACACACCUACUUCAGACCUUUGGAUUGGUUUCCGCAAUUUAAAAGGUCAUGAAUAUUAUUGGACUGAUGGGAAACCGAGACGAUAUGUCAACAUGGGUCUUGUAGUAAAUUGUGCUGUGAUCAACACCAAUCCUUCCUUUGGUAUUGGGAAAUGGAUACAAAAGUCCUGCAAUGACACCAAUGGCUUCAUCUGUCAUCGAAAUGUUGACCCUCAUCUCCCAGACUCCCCUGAACCAACAAUUACUGACUAUGUCAAAAUAUUAAAUGACUCGGUGAAGGUUGUUACUCAACAAAUGACCUGGGAUGAAGCCAAGAAGCACUGUGAAAAUGAUGGCGCUAAACUCACUAACAUACGAAAUGAGUGGUUACAGGCCUAUGUUGAGCUGCUGGCUUUGAAUCUCAAUGCUCCUCUGUGGAUUGGACUGAACAAAGUGCAGACUGAUGGGUAUUUCAGAUAUAUCGACGGCUGGCACAUGAAAUUUACUAGCUGGGAUAACGAUGAACCAAUGAGGGAGAGACCUUGUGUCUACGUAGAUGUGGAUGGAAAAUGGAAGACCGCAUACUGUAACCAGACCAUGAACAGUGUUUGCAUAAAGUCUACCGACGUGCCACCAAAAGAGUUAACCGAUUACCCGGGAGUUUGCCCCGAAGACCCAGAUACAUCUGGGACAGGCAAGAAAUACUUCUGGCUACCAUUUAAAGGUUACUGUUACAUAUUUUUCACUGAAGUAAAAGAGUGGGCACCUGCAUCUGCUAGCUGUUCAAGACACGGUGGAUCACUAGUCAGCAUUGAAGAUCCCUCUGAGCAAGAAUUCAUUCAAAACAAUGCAAGAGACUUUCAAGACAGCCACGCCUCCUUCUGGAUUGGCCUGUAUAAAACUCACAAAGGGGAGUGGUUGUGGGUAGACAGGACAGUCAUGGACUACACAAACUGGGGUGAAGGACAACCUAAUAAACAUAUCCACGCAGUGAUUAGCACUUUAAAUGGGACAUGGAAAGGCGACCAUGAAAGGAAUAAAAGAGCGUACAUCUGCAAAACACCCAAAGUAUUACCACCAACGCCAUUACCAACAAAACCACAUGUACUCUUCAUUCAUCACCGAGGCCACAUGGCUUUGGUAGUUGUGGGGGUCAUUACUGCGAUUGCCAUUGGGGCGGUCAUCGCCUUGUUCAUCUUUAAGAAGAAGGGUCAUCGCUUACCUGUCAUUGACAAGUUAACCACCUUUGACAACCCGCUCUUCUUCAAUAACGAGCAGUUGGAACCUGGAGUGGUUGACACCAACAAACUGGUAGAGAAUGCAGAGGAAGAAAACCCCGAGCCUCUUUUAACUGUGUAAAAAUUUAAGUGCUGUGUAUUUCAAUAUUUGAUGUGUGAAACCAAGAGUUGUAAUGUCUAAUUAUAUGUGAACAACACACUAAAUAUAACAGAUGAUUAUCAUUACUGCAUUUCAUCCUUCUUGAAGUUACAUGAGCUUUAUCCAUUCUUCUGAUGGCUUCUAAUGUAUGCCUUAAUAAAGUUUAUAAUCAUUUUAUAGAGAAAGAGCAAACAGCUUUAGUUAAUUGUGUUUUCCCUCCAGUAUCUUUCAAUUUUGAAUGGCUUGGAUGACCUCUGGUUUUAAACAAAUUUAGCCUGGCUUGUAAAUGGUAAUAUUUAGGUAUUAAAGGUAUUUUUCUUAUUGUCAACAUAUCCCAUGAAAAGAUCCAAACCAACAAUGGCCGAACUCUUAGUACUUUCCAACGUCCCUACUAUGUCUGU